Molecule: messenger RNA, 1652 nt
Organism: Carassius carassius (crucian carp)
Lineage: Eukaryota; Metazoa; Chordata; Actinopteri; Cypriniformes; Cyprinidae
Exons: 10
Coding region: 198-1430 (410 amino acids)
Molecular function (GO): protein binding
Source: RefSeq, a predicted model, not a curated record
ACGUGUGAACGCUGAUUGGUCACCACGAGAUUCAUCACACUCCUGUUGUGUCUUGACUGCUGAGGAGAGGCCGUUCAGAGAACGAGCAACGAGAUGCACAAACAUCAGAUGAGGCUGUGAUGUAGGAAAACUUUCCGAGGAUAUUUCAAAAGGAUAAAUAAAAAGAUUUCUAAUAGGGUCACAUCAGGCUGUCCAAUAUGAUGAAGGAUUGCCUUCAGUUCCUCAUUGAGCCUGCCAAGAAGUUCAAGUUUCGUCUGAAGGAGACGCGGAAGAGAGUGAAACAUGCGAAGAAAGAGCCGUUAACAGAGAGUCAGCUGUUUAUAAUGGAGCUCGUGCGAGAACUCAACAGGAUCUGUCAGAGGUCAGAUAUUCUGGCUCACAUCUGGACCGGAGAGGAUGUGUGGCCUCCUCAUGCCUGUCGAGAGUUCAUUGUGGAGACCGCCAACAUCCUGGAGAUGAAGGAAAAUACUGAGACGCCCAUGCAAGUUUAUGCUGAUCUGCAUCCAGAAAAGCGGGACUGGAAGAGUCAGUUGCUCAGCAUGCUGGAGCAGGGAGGAGAAUAUGACUUGGGCCCGUACAAAAGGAUCAUUUUGGACUGGACCAGAGGACAGCGCAACAGACACCCGCAUGGUAUCUGGCCGGGUGAGGCAGUGUUGAUGAUGCUGGAUGACGUGGAGCUGCGGUGGAAGCGGGGUCACCUGUCGCAUCUGCAGUCUGCUGUGGAGCUGCUCAUAGGGGUCGUGCUUGGAGAACAUCUGGACAAGGAGCUCAUUCCAAGACUGUGGCUGGUACAAAAACAAAAGUCCCAGACGAUCGAUUGCACUGGCUACAUUCCACACAUAGUGUGGAACUGGAUAUGUGAUGCUACAGUGGAGGUGACUCUUGACCCAGAGACGGCCAACCCUGCUCUGGUUCUGUCUAAGGACCGCAAGCGCAUGCAGUGUGGUCUGGAGCGGCGUGAUGUUCCUCACAGCCUGCGACGCUUUGACAGCUGGUGGUGCUGUCUUGGCUCUGAAGGCUUCUUGUCGGGACGCCGGUACUGGGAGGUAGAAGUGGGCGACCGUGAUUGGCGUCUCGGGGUGGCCAAAGAAUCAGCUCUCUGCAAAGGUUACAGACCACUGAAUACCCAGAGCGGAUACUUGACCCUCAGGCUGGAGAGGGGCUCCGAGCUCAAGGCCCUGACCACACCGCCCACACCCCUGCCCCAGUCACUCAUCCCACGGAGGGUGGGGGUCUAUCUGGACUAUGAGGCGGGGCAGCUGUCCUUCUAUGACACCCAGAAGCGUGCACACAUCUACACAUACAGCGAGAGGUUCACAGAGAAGCUUUACCCAGUGUUUGGGACGGUGGAGAUGGUCCGCGAGAUGGUGAUCAGGCCUGUAGACCUAAGGGAGCAAUGUCUUUGUAAGGGACAAUGUCUGUUCUGCUAAUAAUGAACGCACAAUCCUUAUACACACAGAUUGCAAAUUGAAAUUACACACGCAUAAAAUAACAAUAACUGAUCAAAGCUUACAAAAAAUAGAAUCGGAGAGAGAAGUUUCCUCAUUUUUUUUUUUGAGUAGCUAAAGCUGUGAAAUCUGCACCAAUAGCAUUACAAAGAAAGUGUUAAAAUAUUUUUAAACAGUCUGUCUGAACAAACAGAUAGUCCUGCU